Lytechinus variegatus (green sea urchin) is the source of this 3103-nucleotide messenger RNA. Its product is annotated as G-protein coupled receptor 54-like. The transcript is spliced from 5 exons. The record is from RefSeq and is a predicted model, not a curated record. The coding region runs from base 6 to 1178 and encodes 390 amino acids. Gene Ontology annotation, biological process: G protein-coupled receptor signaling pathway. Gene Ontology annotation, cellular component: membrane. Lineage: Eukaryota; Metazoa; Echinodermata; Echinoidea; Temnopleuroida; Toxopneustidae. Gene Ontology annotation, molecular function: G protein-coupled receptor activity.
CGACGAUGACGACUACGCCACCUCUUGGUGUGAACGUGACCUUCCCAUACAUCAACGAUGAGAUGGUAUCGGGGACGGCGGGACCGGAUGACGAGGACGGAACGCCGACCGUCACCCUCACCAACUGGCUUGUGCCUUUGCUCUUCGGCAUCAUCACCGUUGUCGGCGUCAGCGGCAAUGCCAUCGUGUGUUACGUCAUAUCCGGUCAUGUUCAGAUGAGAACUGCAACGAAUUACUACAUAAUGAAUUUAGCUAUCACGGACAUUGCGUUUUUGGUGUGCUGUGCACCGUUCACAGCGGCUGUUUAUGCGACGAAUAACUGGAUCUUUGGAAGAUUUAUAUGUAAAUUCGUCAUGUACAUGAUGCAGGUUACAGCUCAAGCUACUUGUAUGACAUUAACAGCCAUGAGCAUCGACAGAUACCAAGCAAUCAUGCGCCCUCUACGUUCACUAGGGACAAGAACACAAUCGGGAGUGCUCGUUGUCAGUGGUUGUAUAUGGGGAAUUUCAGCGUUAAUCGCAAUUCCAAUUGCGGUGUAUUUUGACGUCAAACAGUUCGAGUUCGGACCAGUUUGCUACGAGGACUGGCCGUACAAACAAUACAUGUAUCCAGCCUAUGGUCUUUUCACCGUCAUAUUUCUCUACGUCAUUCCCCUAGUCAUCAUCGUAGUAUGUUAUGUGUCCAUGCUAAGAACACUUUGGAGAACAGCCCUGCCAGGCGAAGAAGAGGCCAGUCAAAGUCAGAAUCAUCGUCGAAAUCAUAAACAGAAGCGGCGGGUAACGCUGAUGGUGUUGAGCGUCGUCAUCGUGUUCGCAGUCUGUUGGUUUCCCAUCUACGUGGUCAACCUCUGGUUCCGUUUCGAUCGCAACUUUCCCCAGACCAACUUCAUGUACGGAGUCAAAGUCUUCGCGCACCUCCUGACCUACGCGAACUCUUGCGUUAACCCGUUCGUGUAUUCCUUCAUGGGCCGGAACUUUCAGCGCUAUUUUCGGAAGGAAUGCUCGUGCUGUUACUCGUGCCGAUGUUACUCGCGGCGGUAUCGGCAAAGCGGUGGUCGUAAGGUGAUGACGGAGGAUCGCGCGAUGGCGCAUUUUAAGUCGGGACAUUCCACAGGGAACACGCACUCGACGGUAGCAUUGCCUUUGUUCUCACGAAGCUCCAGAAGCUCACAAUCAUGAUCACAGUCAUGCGAUGAUUAAAACAACAGGAGACAAUUUCUUUCUAUUUUGCAUAUUUAUUGUUAAUGUUAUUCACGAUUGUGACCACGGAGUCAAUAUGGCACACUGAUUGUUAUAGUGCCUCAAUUUAUCAUGAAACUGUUUUAGAAGAUGUUUCAGAAAGUUGCGCAAUGAACGGACAUGUAUAUAAAAAUACAAAUGUUUUAUAUUUAUAUGAAUAUGAAAAUGUUUAUAUUUAUUGUUUUUUUUUUCAGGGUUAGAUCAUUGUCGGGAACAAUAAUUGUCAACAACACUAUAUUCGUUUGUGUUGACAUUAGCGAUUGGAUUUGAGUGUAAAGUUUGUCAAAGUCUGAAGAGGUUGUUGAUUUAGUGCAAUUUUUAUUGAAAAGCUAUACUCCUUGGGUACUAUCAGUUAUCCGUCUUAUACACGGAAAAUGUGCAUGGAUGAAUUGAGACAAAUCCUAAGAUAGAUUAGACAAUAAGUUCAGGUCCCAGGAUAAGAAAUCUUACAACUCGAGCACACACAAAAAUCAAGAACCCAAAAUAUUACUUUAUAACUUGCGCUUUUUUAAAUGAUAUCAUUCUGAUUAUCAUUAUUCACAUUAUUAGGUUGUGGCUGAUAUCCUAUGAAAACUUUAGCGAAAUUGGUACCGAAUGCCUGUUAAAUGCGUGGAAUCAGCGUCUAGUUUUAUUUAACUCGAUGUAACAGUCUAACAACCUCAUUGAAUUGAAAAUAGGUAGAAACUUUCUGAUUAUGAUUUGGGCAUGCUGAUUUCAAUGCCUCUAAGAAUUAGUGCAUGCUGUAAGGAUGGUAAGGUCUUUGAUCUAUCUCGUUUACAUGGCGUACUAUGACUAUAUAAUUUCCGUCGUCCUUAUAGGGUAUAGUUCCGAUACAAAUUUUACACGAGCGUAGGAACAUAGCUCGUGAAUACAUCGUAGGGGCAUCGUACGAUCAACGAAUGGGCAUCUGGGUCCCAUAAAAGUCACUAUUGAUUAUGGUAACUUUGCUAUCACGUGGUAGUGACCAUAGGAUGACAAUGUUACCAUAAUAAAUAUAGUAACUUUUAUGCAACGGGGCCAAGAUGUCAAUCUCGAGGGUCAAUUAACCAAAUCGGAAUCACUCCCUUAAAAUACUAACGUUAAACGCGAAAGCUUUGCUGUGGAAAUAAUUAAUACACGAUCAAUCAAGCAAUUCAAUAGAAUUACUAUGCCACGGGAUGCUCAUCUUCUCAACCUCAAUUUGUAAAUAUACUCCUGUGAUUUUAACAAUACUGUAAAUGAUUUCAAACAUUUUGUAAGAAAACCAUUUUGUACGUUCGGUGCAGUUUAUGAAACAUUGGAUGUCUGUAUAGAUGCAAUUUUCAAAGAUCUUUUAGGUGGAGUGACGUGUAGUUUAUUGCUUUUGAACUACAAUGAGUACCAUGUAUUAUUGAUUAAUAUGUUCAUUUUAUAAUCUGAAUAGUAUUUAUCACCCUUUAUUCACUGAAUAAUACACUAUAUCAAUUUUGUAAUAUCACUUAAAUGUAUCACGUAUUUACACAUGUUACAUGUAGAUCAAUCAACGAGACCGUAGCCGAUAUCGUUGGACUGUAUUGACAUUCAUGUAUUUCCGACUAAACAUUCUUAUUGUGCCUUUCAGUGUUUAGUUUCUGUACAAGUUUUACCUUCUUGAAAGAACAUAUGAUUUACACAAUUUUGACGUCCAUCCAUUUGCAUCCCUUUAUUGAAGAGACAACUGAGAGAAAGCUCUGAAUUCUGCAAACGAGCCUGGAACCUGCAUUUCUACAAUAACGACGCGGCGCGCCGACGACGAACACGAGUAUUUCAAUUAAAAUUACAACUAUUACUUUCACCUCUGCUGUAACUACGACUGCUACUCUACUCCUGCUAUAAUUACUAAUACUCCUACUACUACUACUACUACU